This is a messenger RNA of Oncorhynchus masou masou (cherry salmon), 2337 nucleotides long. RefSeq names its product leucine rich repeat containing 34 (gene lrrc34). The coding region runs from base 1033 to 2283 and encodes 416 amino acids. Gene Ontology annotation, molecular function: protein binding. Lineage: Eukaryota; Metazoa; Chordata; Actinopteri; Salmoniformes; Salmonidae. The record is from RefSeq and is a predicted model, not a curated record. The transcript has 10 exons.
UUCACUGUAAGGUCUACACCUGUUGUAUUCGACACAUGUGACUAAUACAAUUGGAUUUGAUUACAUUGCUCUAAAAUAGGUUACAGGCUACAGUAGAACAGUCAAAACAGUUGGCGAAAUGAAGAGGGGUAAAUAUACCAAAUUAUUAGGGUGAGGCGCAUGGGCUAACAUCUUACUACACAACAUACACGUAGUAUUAUUUUCUUAGCUACAGUAUACAUAUCUCCCUGACAUAAUUACAUAAUUUAUGAAGCAGCAUACAAGUCAUUUUUGGAUUCGGCUCAUUUGAACAGGACAGUGGCAUGGGUUAAAGGUUUGGACCGCGGCACAAAUCGUGCUUCAGUGACAGCAUGGCCGAUGUUGAACGUUAUUUAUUUUAAAUUUGGAAAAGAGCCCCCUAAUCCCAGAUUUGGGACCACACAGCCACUGUCACUGAUUCCUGGAAUAUAUAUUCUUUCUCUUUUCUUCAAACAAUCAUCUUUAUUCAAUAUUGAUUCAUUAUUGCAAUAUAGAAACCGUCAUUAUUGUCCCUACCCUUUACAGACCAUGCUGUCCCUUAUAUAUCUGACACCAAGAUUGCUCAAUCAUAGCUGGUUCAGAUUUGAAUUUGUAAACAUUUUGAAAAACAACUCCACUUUGACAUUAUUGGGUAUUGUGUGUAGGCCAGUGACACAAAAUCUCAGUUGAAUGUAUUUUAAAAUCAGGCUGUAACACAACAAAAUGUUGAAAAAGUCAACGGGUGUGAAUACUUUCUGAAGGCACUGUAGAUGCACCACUAUGCUUAGAUUUGACCCUUUUAAACAUUUUACAUUAGUGUGGAUUGAAGAAAGUUAACGUUUUAAAAAAAUGUUUUGUUUAUCAUCAGAGAUUGAAUAAUUCUAAUGAAUGUUGGGUGCGCGUUUCUUCGCUUGCAUUUUUGAUUUUACAAGCGCGAGGGCGCGCCUGUGUUGCCAUAGGAAUGUAAAACAUUUCCUUGUCCUCUGGCCUUGACUGGUGAUUUGGCAUUCAUAUAUAGCCUAAAGUUUCGCUACUAUGGGAAGUAUUACAGAUGUUUACUCCUCUGUCUGCAAAGAACUAAAACUACAAACUAAUCGAUACAUUUUUGAAGUCCUGCAAGAGACGGAGGGGAAGACGGGAGACAUCACACUCAAACUGACUGGGAACGACAGGCUGAGAAAGGUAGAACAAGUGACCAACAAAGAUGCUCUCGCUCUGUCCAGAACCCUCCGAGACAACGACUCAGUGACAGGUCUGGAUUUGAGGUACAACUGCAUCACAGAUGAGGGGGCGGGACACCUCGCUGACCUCCUCAAGGAGAACGUGUGUCUGCGCUCUUUGGACCUGACGUGUAACGACAUUCAGACAGACGGAGCUGAAUACAUUGCAAAGAGUUUGACUUCUAAUGAUACCCUCCUGUCUCUGAGGCUGACUGGUAAUAAGAUAGGGAACGGAGGAGCCAUGCACUUCGCAAGCAUGCUGCAGGUCAACUCUACACUACAGGAGCUGGACGUGGCUGACUCUGACCUGGGGACUCAGAGUGUGAUAGCGUUUGCCAUCGUCUUGAACAACAACAAGAGCCUCCGAUCUGUCAACAUCAGCAGACCUCUACUCUUCAGCCACCAGGAGGAGACAGCGGUCCAUCUGUCAGGUAUGUUGGUAGUUAAUCAGUGUCUGAGGGAGCUGCACCUGGGAAAGAUGGGCAUGACUGACUAUGGAGUGGAGAGACUCACUGACGCCCUGAGAACCAACUACACCCUCAAAUACCUGGACUUACGCUGUAACCGUGUGACUCGUGACGGGGCGCGGUGUCUAGCAAAGGUCCUGAAGAACAAUGGAACCUUGGAGAUUCUGGACCUGGCGUCCAAUCGCAUCGAAGACGAUGGUGCCCUCUACCUCAGCCAGGCUAUUGCCUUGCCCACCUGCAACCUCAAAGCGUUGUCUAUCCCCAAUAAUAACAUAGCUACUGUUGGUCUGGUGUCUCUGUCUCGGGCCAUGCAGGCUAACAACACUCUCACACACAUCUACAUUUGGGGGAACAGACUGGAGGAGCCGGUCUGUCAGGCUUUCAGUGAUCUGCUGUCCAGUGGUCGUCUGUCGUCGGAGCAGACCGAUGUGUGUGUGUACGAGGUGGACGGGUGUGUGUGUCUGGCUGAGGUCUUCCAUGGGCUGAAGAGGCACUACUACUGGACACCCAGCUACGGACAGGAUGUAAAUCCUGCUAGCAAUGCAGCUGUGGCCCUCACAAAUCCACAACUCUAUCCUAACUCCUCACACACACCCUAAACCCUUAAUAAUACUACCCACCUGGCGCACAUUCAGUUAAACUUGAUGCAUACA